AUGAGCCCCGAGCGGUUGGCAAACUCCUCUGGGCCUGAGAAUGGUACACAUGACAUUCUGCCUAGAGAUCAACAACAAAAGACUGCCACCUACGACUAUGCCUUUGAGAAGUCCAUGAGCCACGCUGAGGCGAAGCUCUUCUAUCAGCACCACCAGCUCGCGUCGCGAAACGCCGACAAUACCUUGUCUUCAAACUCGAUGCCAGCGGCGCGCUCUGGUGGUGAAAUGGAAUUGCCGGGCUACGCCUCAGAUUCCAGUCCUCAGAUGACCACGAAGGGCGCCACCUCUCAGGAGGGUUCAACGCUUGAGUCAGACCCAUCAACUUUGCAUUUACGAUCUCUGAACGGAAACAAUGCUUUCUUAGCGCCCCCUGUUGAGGUUGUUCAAGAUGCAAGUCAUUCUGCCCAAGGUCAGGCCGUGCCUCUCCGGGCCGCUCAUGGACAGGGACCGUACUUGUCGACACCCGAGGAACUACAGAGUGCCAGUAUGGGAAAUGGUAUGGCCCAGGGUGCCAAUGGUUUUCCAUCUGGCAGCGAUGCCGUCACCUCCGAGUUGAGUGCCAUCUACCGCAAGAUCAAAAAUCUUCUGGACCGACGAUCGACGUACCUGGAGCUGUCAGUCCAGAAACCCGGUGACGAUCCAAGGGACCAUCCCGAGUGGGACAUCUACCCCCCUCCUCCAGAACCGGCUUGGGAUGAUGGCAAGGAAUAUCAGCCCGGCACGGUUGGUGGCCCAUCUGAUCUCGCGGGAAAGAAGAGGAAGAUGGGGCAAGACAUUGGGGAAGAUUUUGACAUGACCGAACUGAUGCCUCUUCCUGAAGAAUCCUCCUGGACGUAUCGGCUGGAUGGCAGUAGUGUAUUUCAGGUCUUUGAUUCAGAGACUGCUGCCAACAACCAGGAGCCCAUCGUCCGAAUCCCUUCCCUGCGCGAUUUCUAUAUGGACUUGGAUGCGGUGGUGGAUUUGUCGACCGACGGGCCUGCAAAGAGCUUUGCCUUCAAACGCUUGUCGUACCUGGAAGGCAAGUUUCAAUUGUACACCUUGUUGAACGAAUACCAGGAGAUUGCCGACAGCAAGAAAGUGCCUCACCGAGACUUUUACAAUGUGCGCAAAGUGGACACCCACGUCCACCACUCGGCCUGCAUGAACCAAAAACAUCUUCUUCGCUUUAUCAAAAGCAAAAUGAGAAAAUCUCCUGACGAAGUGGUUCUCUUUCGAGAUGGAAAACAUUUAACCUUGCGAGAGGUUUUCGAGAGUAUCAACCUCACUGCUUAUGAUCUCAGCAUCGAUACAUUGGACAUGCACGCACACACCGAUUCUUUCCAUCGAUUCGACAAGUUCAAUCUCAAAUAUAACCCGGUUGGGGAGUCCCGGCUUCGAGAAAUCUUUCUGAAAACAGACAAUUAUAUCAAAGGUCGCUACCUGGCCGAAAUCACCAAGGAAGUCAUCUCGGACUUAGAAUCUAGCAAGUACCAAAUGGUCGAGUGGCGGAUUUCCAUCUACGGACGGUCCAUCCAAGAAUGGGACAAACUGGCGGCUUGGGUAGUGGACAACAAGCUGUUCUCCCCCAAUGUGCGCUGGCUCAUCCAGGUUCCGCGUCUAUACGAUGUGUACAAAUCUAGCGGCAUGAUGGAGAACUUUGAGCAGGUGAUUACGAAUGUGUUCCAGCCCUUGUUUGAGGUGACCAAGGACCCGUCCAGUCAUCCCAAACUCCACGUAUUCCUACAGCGGGUGGUUGGCUUCGAUAGUGUCGACGAUGAGAGCAAGACCGAACGCCGGUUCUACAGAAAAUACCCCAUCCCACGAGAAUGGGAUACCAAGCAAAACCCGCCCUACAGCUAUUGGGUUUAUUUCAUGUUCGCCAACAUUGCCUCUCUCAACAACUGGCGCAAACGUCGUGGCUUCAACACAUUUGUCCUUCGUCCCCAUUGCGGCGAAGCAGGGGAUCCAGAUCACUUGGCCGUGGGCUUCCUCUGCUGCCAUAGCAUCAGCCAUGGCAUUUUGCUGCGCAAAGUACCUCUACUGCAGUAUCUGUAUUACCUGGAUCAAAUUGGGCUUGCCAUGUCGCCCCUGAGUAACAAUGCGUUGUUUCUCACCUAUGAUAAAAAUCCAUGCGCCAGUUUCUUCAAACGAGGGCUCAAUGUCUCGCUGUCAACUGACGACCCGUUGCAAUUUGCCUUCACCAAAGAGCCCCUGAUCGAGGAGUACUCGGUGGCCGCGCAGAUCUACAAAUUCAGUGCGGUGGACAUGUGUGAGUUGGCCAAGCAUUCCGUCGAUCAAAGCGGAUUUGAGCUGUCCUUGAAACAGAGAUGGCUUGGACCGAACUGCCCCCUGCGAGGGGUUGCCGGCAAUAAUGUGGCGAAGAGCAAUGUGCCAGACAUUCGUGAGGCAUUCCGACAUGAGACACUAUUGGGAGAAUUGGCCUUGAUCGAGCGGUACACUGGCAGCAGCGCUACCGACGAGAAGAACGGCUUGGCCCCGGGCUUACUUCACACAGCAAAGCAAGCCGCUAGGAAGCCAAGGAGUACAACUUCCAUGAAUCAUGCUCUCCCCGAGCCAGCUCUUCAACAAUCAUCGGUCUCUUGGCAUCAAAGACCAAAUGCCGUGUCAGCCGAUGAUGAGCAGACUUCUCAACCCAAAUCGCAAGCUACAAGUCGGGUGGCCGCCACGAAUCCCAGUGCACCCUCGGCACAAAAUGCUCGAUCUCCUCAUCUUGCAGCCGGCGAGUUCUCUUCACCUUCCGGCAGUAAUACGACUCUUGGGGCAGAUGUUACAGGCCCGGGUGGCUUGCCAGAGCAAAAGAUCUUCCCGGGCAUAGUUCAUGAGAGAGUUCGAAAAGGCAGUACACUGUCUCAGCUGUCUAGAGAAGAGCCUGAUCAUGAAGCACAGCUUUAG
Messenger RNA from Penicillium alfredii, 2892 nucleotides. RefSeq lists its product as uncharacterized. Gene Ontology annotation, cellular component: cytosol. The record is from RefSeq and is a predicted model, not a curated record. The transcript is spliced from 4 exons. Gene Ontology annotation, biological process: AMP metabolic process; IMP salvage. Bases 1 to 2892 code for a protein of 963 amino acids. Gene Ontology annotation, molecular function: AMP deaminase activity. NCBI's taxonomy places the organism in Eukaryota, Fungi, Ascomycota, Eurotiomycetes, Eurotiales, Aspergillaceae.